This is a messenger RNA of Penicillium malachiteum, 1935 nucleotides long. RefSeq lists its product as uncharacterized. Lineage: Eukaryota; Fungi; Ascomycota; Eurotiomycetes; Eurotiales; Aspergillaceae. Gene Ontology annotation, molecular function: A2-type glycerophospholipase activity. Gene Ontology annotation, biological process: glycerophospholipid catabolic process. The transcript has 3 exons. The record is from RefSeq and is a predicted model, not a curated record. Bases 1 to 1935 code for a protein of 644 amino acids. Gene Ontology annotation, cellular component: cytosol; intracellular membrane-bounded organelle.
AUGAAAGUCUCAGCGCUGAUUGGCGCCAUUGGGCUAGCCGCUCUGCCUGGUGCAGUCGCAGAACAAAGCAAAUUCGAAAGAGACAGUGCUCAGCUUGCGGCCGAUGUUAUUCGUCGUGCUCUCCCCAAUGCCCCUAACGGAUACACACCAACCAAUGUGACCUGCCCUUCAAGCAAACCAUCGAUUCGAAGUGCUGCCAAGCUCUCGCCAAAUGAGACCUCAUGGCUUGAGAUCCGACGUAACAAGACCCUUACGCCUAUGAAAGAAUUUUUCAACCAUGUUUCCGUCGGAGGAUACGAUGUCGGCUCGUACAUUGAUAAACACUCGUCGAACAUUUCGAAUAUCCCCAACAUCGCCAUUGCUGUGUCGGGUGGUGGGUACCGUGCGAUGCUCAACGGUGCCGGUGCUCUCAAGGCUUAUGAUAGUCGAGUUACAAAUGCCACUACCACCGGCCACUUGGGUGGACUGCUGCAGUCAUCUACCUAUGUUGCUGGUCUGAGUGGUGGCAGUUGGUUGGUUGGCUCCAUCUUUAUAAAUAACUUUACUUCAGUUGCGGAUCUGCAGACAUACUCUUCUGGGGAGGUUUGGCAACUUGGAAACAACGUCUUCGAAGGCCCAGAUACUGGUGGUAUCCAGCUGCUAGAUUCUGCGGACUAUUAUAAGAACCUGGCUGAAGCAAUUGAGGAUAAGAGAGACGCUGGUUUCGAUGUCUCCAUUACUGACGUUUGGGGUCGUUCUCUGGCCUUUCAGAUGUUUAAUGCCACUGAAGGUGGAAUCGACUACACCUGGUCAUCUAUCGCUGAAACCCAAGACUUCAAGGAUGGUAACUACCCAAUGCCACUGGUUGUUACCGACAGCCGUUACCCAGGCCAAGUUCUCGCAUCCUUGAACGCGACUAUCUUCGAGUUCAACCCUUGGGAAUUUGGAUCAUUCGAUCCUACAGUCUAUGGAUUUGCUCCCCUGGAAUAUCUUGGCUCUCACUUUGAGAACGGCUCAGUCCCCAGCAAUGGGACCUGUGUUCGUGGGUAUGAUAAUGCCGGUUUCGUCAUUGGAUCAUCUGCUACCCUCUUCAACGAGGUCAUAACGGAGCUGGGAAGUAACUCCUCGACGAUUACCGCCUGGGCAGAAGAUAUUCUCAAGGAUCUCUUUGAUUCGAUCGACAGCACCGACAAGGAUAUCGCUGAGUACAACCCCAACCCAUUCUACGGAUACAACCCAGAUUCCUCGCCCUUUGCCAACGAAGAAACCCUGAACAUCUGCGAUGGUGGAGAGGAUGGAGAGAACGUUCCCCUUCACCCGCUCAUCCAGCCCGAGCGCGCAGUUGACAUCAUCUUCGCCUACGAUGCCUCUGCGGAUACCGACAAUAACUGGCCCAAUGGAACCUCUCUUGUGGCUACCUACGAGCGCAGCUUGAACAGCAGUGGAAUUGCAAACGGCACCGCAUUCCCAGCCAUCCCAGAUCAGAACACCUUUGUCAACCUGGGCCUGAACACCCGACCCACCUUCUUCGGCUGCAACAGCUCAAACAUUACAGGUCCUGCGCCUAUCGUCGUGUACCUCCCCAACUACCCCUACACUUCUCAAUCCAACACAUCGACAUACCAGAUGACCUACGAGGAUUGGCAGCGUGACAACAUCAUCACAAACGCCUACGAGGUCGUCACCAUGGGUAACGGUACCCGUGAUGGUAACUUUACUGCCUGUGUUGGCUGUGCCAUUCUGAGCCGUUCUUUUGAGCGCACCGGUACCGAUCUCCCUGAUAUCUGUGACCAGUGCUUCACAAACUACUGCUGGAACGGAACCACCAACGCCACUGAUCCCGUCGCCUACGCUCCAGCUGACUUGAUGGCAUCCUCGGAUGCUAGCUUCACCAUGAUGCCUACCAUCUUGUCUUCUGUGGUGGCAUUUGGUGUGGCUAUUUUCGCCCUGGCAUAA